Tyto alba (common barn owl) is the source of this 402-nucleotide messenger RNA. RefSeq names its product olfactory receptor 14J1-like. Gene Ontology annotation, biological process: G protein-coupled receptor signaling pathway. Gene Ontology annotation, cellular component: membrane. The annotation marks the transcript as partial. NCBI's taxonomy places the organism in Eukaryota, Metazoa, Chordata, Aves, Strigiformes, Tytonidae. The transcript has 2 exons. The record is from RefSeq and is a predicted model, not a curated record. Gene Ontology annotation, molecular function: G protein-coupled receptor activity.
CACCUCCACACCCCCAUGUACUUCUUCCUCCUCAACCUCUCCCUCCUCGACCUGGGCUCCAUCUCAAACACUCUCCCCAAUUCCAUGGCCAAUUCCUUACAGGAUAACAGGGCUAUCUCCUACCAAAGCUGCGCUGUCCAGGUCUUUUUCUUUGCAUUUUUCCUUGGAGGAGAGUGUGCUCUUCUCACAAUCAUGGCCUAUGACCGCUACGUUGCCAUCUGCCAACCCCUGCACUACAGGACCCCCCCUGCUAUCUCUUCUCCAGCCCUGGACCUGGUGGUGGCUGUUCUGUACUCAGUGGUACCUCCAACUUUGAACCCCUUCAUCUACAGCAUGAGGAACAGGGAGCUCAAGGAUGCGGUGAAGGAAUUGAUCCAACGCACCUUGUUCCACCAGCAGUAA